AUGACGACUUCACCAUCACUACCACCUUUAAUACCUCCACAUCAGUUAAAAGCCAAUCAUCGACAGUCAUUUUGUUCUUCAUCGGAUGAUGACGACAGCUUCAUGAUGGACGAGCAUAAAUUUUGGCAAGUUCACUCUAGUACACUGAUCAUUUCGCCUCCAUUGAAAUCACCUACCAAGAAGAGGGUUCCAUUAAACUUGGCCAGUCAAGUUAAACAGAUAUUAGGUUCAACCAUAGAUCAGGUGGAUGAAGAAAUCGAACAAGAAUGGAAUCAACGACCACGUACCUUUCUAUCUGAAUUUUAA
Messenger RNA from Rhizopus microsporus ATCC 52813, 306 nucleotides. RefSeq lists its product as uncharacterized. NCBI's taxonomy places the organism in Eukaryota, Fungi, Mucoromycota, Mucoromycetes, Mucorales, Rhizopodaceae. The coding region runs from base 1 to 306 and encodes 101 amino acids. The transcript has a single exon. The record is from RefSeq and is a predicted model, not a curated record.